Danio aesculapii is the source of this 2617-nucleotide messenger RNA. Its product is annotated as calcium-independent phospholipase A2-gamma. The transcript is spliced from 9 exons. Lineage: Eukaryota; Metazoa; Chordata; Actinopteri; Cypriniformes; Danionidae. Gene Ontology annotation, biological process: arachidonate metabolic process. Bases 167 to 2578 code for a protein of 803 amino acids. The record is from RefSeq and is a predicted model, not a curated record. Gene Ontology annotation, cellular component: membrane.
CUGUUUAUGAAGUGUCAAAUGACCCGCAAACAGCGGUAAAGCACCGUUAACCAGUAAACUUCACCACUCACACCAGUAUAACCGACAACCAGCACUGAUGAUGAGGGAUUAACCAGCAGGUGUGUGACAGAUGGAGACGGUCUUUCAGACGCUGUGCUGAGUGUUUAUGAUGAUGAUGAUGGUGGUGGUGUGUGUGCUGGACGGUGGUGCUCAGCGUUUAUGGCACAGACCGGGUCGGGUCUCCAUCGUCCUCUCCACGGCCCCACUGCGGAGCCCCUUCUGCAGACCGGCACUCAGGAACACACUAAGCUGGAGGCCCGGAUGCAGCCGGAGGUCAGGGUUCUGCAGGUUUGGGUCACACACUAACAUCUCCUUCUUCAGCACAUCAGCACGGCAGGAGUCGGCAGACCUCAGAUAUGGCACGUCUCGUCUGCGCAGCGCUCUGGACUCACUCUGGAGAGCAGUGAACAGAACACGAGCUGAGAUUCAGGCCAGAAGCAAAACUAAAGAGACCUCAGCUCCGCCUACUUCUCUAUCACAGGCUCCGCCUUCCAGCAGUGUUGCCAUGGUAAUCAAGAAUCAAGAACAAAGAGGGGCUGAAAUAGCUCCUCCCAUACUACCUCAAACCCUGCCUUCUGGUAUUGUUCCCACAGCAAUGAAGAUUCAAGAGCAGAGAGUGACUGAAAUAGCUCCGCCCACAUUACCUCAAGCCCCGCCUUCUGACUUUUUUGCCACAGCUAAGAUUCAAAAACCGAGAGUGACUGAAGUAGCUCCGCCCACAUUACCUCAAACUCCGCCCUCUGAUCUUUUUACCACUACUAAAGCUCAAGAACAGAAAGUGACUGAAAUAGCUCUGCCCACAUCACCUCAAGCUCCGCCCUCUACGCCAACUAAGAUCAAAGAACAAACAGAGCACAAAGUGACUGAACCAACCCUGCCCACUACACCUCAGACUCCACCCACCGUACAGGCCACUCCCCUUUUCCACCCAGGCUCCCUCAGUGUGCGUCUGGGCGAGUCGUAUGAUUUCCUGUCUCAGCACAUCAACUCUUACUUCAGCAGCUUUAAUAAACCCGAUCGCUCCUUUUCUCUGGGGGAUUACCUGAACUAUUCUGCGUUUGUGGGGAGCUGCAUCCGCCCGCUGGUCCCCCGCUUCAGGACCGAGGCUAAGAGCGAGACGACAGCGGUUAAUGAAGAGGAGAAACUGAAGGGAAGGAGUGAGGAUGAAGAGCAGAGAGUGAUUGAGGACAGAGCCCGACGCCUGCUGCUGCUGCAGAGAGAGAAGAUCAUCGCGCGGGUCAGUGUGUGUAACCGCACGCGUGCUCUAGUGCAGGCCCUCCAACGGGCUUCAGGUGUGCGUCUCUACACCCGGCGGGUGGAGGAGCUCUGUCUGCAUCUGCUGCAGUUCCCUGAGUCAAGAUCUGUGGCCCUCAAGGAGCAGGUGGUCCCGUGUCUGCAGCGCCUCCUGCAGGUCAGUGAUGUGUGUCUGCAGGCUGCGGUUCGAGAGGCUCUGGCUCUCCUGGGCUUUACUGAACCUGUGAAGAAGCGCGGUGUGAGGAUCCUGACCAUAGAUGGAGGAGGAACCAGGGGUCUGCUGGCGCUCCAGACUCUCCGUCACCUGCAGGAUCUCUCAGGGAAGCCCGUCCAUCAGCUGUUUGAUUAUAUCUGUGGUGUCAGCACAGGAGCGAUCCUGGUGUUCCUGCUGGCGGUCCUGCAGGUUCCUCUGUGUGAGUGUGAGCAGCUCUACAGGAGACUCAGCUCAGACGUCUUCAAGCAGAACCUGAUCAUGGGCACGCUGAAGAUGAGCUGGAGCCACGCCUACUACGACACACACACCUGGGAGACACUGCUCAAGGAGAAGAUGGGCUCUGACCUGCUCAUCAAGACCGCACGCAACCCAAACUGCCCAAAGGUGUCAGCGGUGAGCACAGUGGUGAGUGGUGGUCCUCCAGUGAGGGCGUAUGUGUUCAGGAACUAUAACCUGCCGGCAGGUGUUCGCUCUCGUUACCGUGGCGACUGCAGACACCAGCUGUGGGAGGCCAUACGAGCAUCAUCUGCAGCCCCAGGAUACUUCCAGGAGUUCCAGCUCGGAGACGACCUGCACCAGGACGGUGGGAUGCUGGGCAACAACCCCACGGCUCUGGCGAUCCACGAGUGUGAGUGUCUGUGGCCGGGCGUCCCGCUGCAGUGUGUGGUGUCUGUGGGCACGGGGAGAUUCCAGAGCAGCGGCCACAGCGGAGUCUCCUACACCAGCCUGAAGACCAAACUCACCAACGUCAUCAGCAGCGCCACUGACACUGAGGGUAAACACACACACACACACACACACACACACACACACACACACACACACACACACGCAAACACACACACGCACGCACACACACAUAUCAGCGGAGUCUCCUACACCAGCCUGAAGACCAAACUCACCAACGUCAUCAGCAGCGCCACUGACACUGAGGGUAAACACACACACACACACACACACACACACACACACACACACACACACACACACACGCAAACACACACACGCACGCACACACACAUAUCAGCGGAGUCUCCUACACCAGCCUGAAGACCAAACUCACCAACGUCAUCAGCAGCGCCACUGACA